AUGACUUUAUACUGUGUUGAAUUUGAGGUUUUAAGGACUUCCAAGGCUUGUCACAAAUUGCCGCCCUACAAUUUAUUGAUAGAAGGUGAUCGCAUAGUAGUACGCUGUGACGUGGAAGCUUUCAUCCAGGACUUUGCUGCCUCCACAGACAACAAUCUAACUUCAUCAACUUUGAAAUCUAAACAUCACAAUGACUCGUUAUACAAUAAACUAGACUUAGGCACCAGUUCGACGGAGGAGGAUUUAAAUGACAGUGAUGAAAAUAUGAUCGACAAUAGCAGCAGCAGCAGUAGUAGUAGUGAUGAACAUGAUGAUUACGAUACGGCCUCAUUAACGAUUAAAACUACAUCCACUACUACCACAACAACGACUACAACUACUACCACACCUUAUCCACCGCCACAAUCUAUACAGUAUCAUUGUCGUGGCGAGGGUUUACCCGGUCGCACUACAAGAUGGAGUGCUUUGGCAGCGCCCUCAUGCCGAGGCAAAUGGUUGAGAUUGACUCUCGAUACACCGAAAAAAUGUACACAUGCACAGUUUAUAUUCGUUUAAGGCAGAGCGUAAGCGGUAU
This is a messenger RNA of Lucilia sericata (common green bottle fly), 574 nucleotides long. RefSeq lists its product as uncharacterized. The transcript is spliced from 3 exons. NCBI's taxonomy places the organism in Eukaryota, Metazoa, Arthropoda, Insecta, Diptera, Calliphoridae. Bases 1 to 555 code for a protein of 184 amino acids. The record is from RefSeq and is a predicted model, not a curated record.